Molecule: messenger RNA, 1577 nt
Organism: Odocoileus virginianus texanus
Lineage: Eukaryota; Metazoa; Chordata; Mammalia; Artiodactyla; Cervidae
Source: RefSeq, a predicted model, not a curated record
AUACUUUGUGGCAGGCAUAGUACCAAGAAAUUCUCAUACAUUGCCUCUAAUCUUUAAAAUAACUCACCAAGAUAGAUAUAGAUAGGAUGGGACAGAAAUUCAGGAAGGUUAAGCAGCUUGUCAGAGGUUGCACAGCUAGUAAAAGGCAGAGACAAGAUUUUAGCAUAGAUAUCUCUAGCUCCAAAACCUGUCUUCCUCUGGGCCAUCUCCAUCAUUGCACAGGACACCAACUACACUGGAGUAAACCACAGAACCACCAAUGUCCCAAGUCAUUUGCAAAGGCAUUUUCCAGUGGCUAUCUAAUUGGAGAAGUUUUGCACAAGUUUGCACUUCAGGAUGAUUUUGCAGACUUUUCAGAAAGCAGGAUUUCAAGUGCCAAACUUAACAAUUUUUCUCGCUUGGAGCCCACCCUUCACCUUUUGGGUGUGCAAUUUGAUCAGAAUGUGGCCCACAAUAUCAUCACAGAGAAGCCUGGGGCUGCCACGAAACUCUUAUAUCAGCUGUACAUUGCUCUCCAGAGGAAAAAGAAAGGUGUUCAGACUGGAGUGGAAAUGCCAACCGUACAGCCCCUGAUGAGCACAAAAGUUCAAAACAUGAAAAGCGAGGCUUUUAGAGAUCAACGCUUGAGCAGAAGACGACAAAAUGAAAUCAUGGCCAAAAUCCAAGCAGCUAUCAUACAGAUUCCUAAACCCACAUCAGAUCAUACUCUGAAAACACUUGACACCCAAAAAUUAAUGAAAAAGAAAAAAGAGGCAGAGGAUGUGGCCAAUGAAAUUAAGAAGUUUGAAGCAUUAAUAAAAAAGGAUCUCCAGGCAAAAGAAAGUGCAUCCAAGACGUCUCUAGAUACAGCAGGCCAGACAACCACCGAUUUGUUAAACACUUAUUCAGAUGAUGACUACAUUAAAAAAAUCCAAAAGCGCCUUGAAGAAGAUGCUUUUGCACGAGAGCAAAGGGAGAAAAGACGGCGGCGACUCUUAAUGGAUCAGUUAAUAGCUCAUGAAGCCCAAGAGGAGGCUUAUCGGGAGGAGCAGUUGAUCAACCGGCUGAUGCGACAGUCCCAGCAGGAGCGCAGGAUCGCUGUGCAGCUCAUGCACGUUCGGCACGAAAAGGAAGUUUUAUGGCAAAACAGAAUUUUCAGAGAAAAGCAAUAUGAGGAAAGACGGCUUAAAGACCUCCAGGAUGCUCUUGAUCGAGAAGCGGCUUUAGCCAGACAAGCCAAGAUUGAUUUUGAAGAACAAGCCCUCAGAGAUAAGGAAAUUCAUGAGCAGAUUGCCAUAGAAAGAGCUCAAGCUCGUUACAAAAAGCAUUACUCAAUAUGUGCAGAAAUUUUGGAUCAAAUACUUGAUUUGUCCACUAAGGUGGCAGACUAUCGAUUGUUGACAAAUAACCUGAUCCCAUAUAAGUUGAUGCAUGAUUGGAAGGAGCUGUUUUUUCAUGGAAAACCCAUAUAUGAGCAAGCCUCUCUUAGACAUUUACCAACUAAGCUCUCUGCAGAACACCUUGUAGAACUGGAGAAAAGAAAUUUGCUAGAUAACAAUGAUUAUGAAGAAUAUAAGGUACCUAUCAAUGUGGAAUAA